Molecule: messenger RNA, 996 nt
Organism: Medicago truncatula (barrel medic)
Lineage: Eukaryota; Viridiplantae; Streptophyta; Magnoliopsida; Fabales; Fabaceae
Product: bidirectional sugar transporter SWEET7b
Exons: 6
Coding region: 65-766 (233 amino acids)
Biological process (GO): carbohydrate transport
Cellular component (GO): membrane
Molecular function (GO): sugar transmembrane transporter activity
Source: RefSeq, a predicted model, not a curated record
ACUCUCUCUUUCUCUCUCUCCUCUUUCAGUGUGUUUUCUGUUUCGCAUUCUUUGUGCAGAAAAAAUGGUGAAUCUUCGUACCAUUGUUGGUAUCAUAGGGAAUGUUAUCUCGUUUGGACUGUUCUUCGCACCAGGCCCAACUUUCUAUACCAUUAUAAAGAAGAAGGAUGUGGAGGAGUUCAAGUCUCAUCCAUACUUAGCAACUCUGCUGAAUUGUGCAUUUUGGGUAUUCUAUGGAAUGCCUUUUGUGCACCCAAACAGCCUUUUGGUCGUCACCAUCAAUGGUGUUGGACUUGUUUUCAUGAUUGUCUAUCUUACCAUCUAUUUUAUCUAUGCCAACAAGAAAGGAAGGAAGGAUAUGGGGUUUUGGCUUCUCCUUGAGGCUAUUUUCUUUGCUGCCAUUGUUCUGAUAACAAUGUUGGUAUUUCAUGGCACUACCGGCAGGUCUUUAAUUGUUGGUAUUGUUUGUGAUGUCUUCAACAUAUUGAUGUAUAUUUCUCCUCUUACAAUCAUGAAAAAGGUUAUAACGACUAAGAGUGUGAAAUACAUGCCAUUCUGGCUCUCUGUGUUUAACUUCCUCAAUGGACUUUGCUGGACAACAUAUGCUCUGCUCCAUCCCUUUGACCUUUAUGUUCUGAUCAGCAAUGGUAUUGGAGUAAUCUCUGGAACUGUUCAGCUCAUACUAUAUGGCUAUUACUGGUGCAGGGGAGAUAAUCAGAUUGAUGAUGAUAAGGGUGGUCCAGCUCCAGUUGUGACUGCAGUCUGAUCUGAUUAUGGCACUUCUUUUUUUCAAUUUUCAAAUUAGGAUGACAUUACAAAUUUUAUUAGAGGUUUUAUCUAGGUGAUUUCUUUUACAAUAUGCAUGUUAGACAUGCAUAUAAUUGAGAAGGAUUGGCUAUUCUUUACUUUUCAAGUUUCAUUGAAUUUAUAGAUAAUUUUUCAGAACCAUGAUUCACAUUUUUUAGAUAUAUAUCCCAAGCAACUUCUUAUAAGCAU